AUGGUGCAGAAGUGUAAGGGAUCCAAGCCCAGCAUCUUCCCUGCAUCUUCAGGAAUAACUAGCCUGCCCCUAUGCAGAGAACUGGAUGGGGUGUGGGAAGGUGAUCUGCAGAAGAAAACCAUUGGAGCCAAGGAAGAGACUGGAUUCACUGAAGGCUGUCUCAGCAACCCUAUUAUAGACAGAUCACUUGGUCAGGGUAGCAGUCCAGGGGUCAGUAUUAUGAAGACAGAUUAUCAGCCAUCUUCCUUUCCACGUGGUGAUGAAUUCCUGCCAAUUCUUUCUAAAGGCUCUGAGAGGGCGUCUGGAUUCGGCCAUCAGAAGGGCCUUUCCUUUGGAACUCCACCUUCAUUAGAACCCCAAGAAUGUCCCUCUGGUGAAGAGGCACCCCUGAGUCAUACUGAGUUCCAAGGGCUUCAGCACCAGCCUCAGACAAAGAACAAUCUUUUAGGACAGGAACAUGUGGGUUAUAAGGAGCUAUCUGGAUUCAGCAUCAAUAAUCCCAGUUAUGUGACAACUCCCUAUGAUCCAGAACUGCCAAACAGGUUCCUAACCAGCUAUAACUCCAAGUUCUAUGAGAACAUUCCAAAGGGAGUGGGCAGGGAAGGCUGGACACGAGGAGGGAUCCAGCCUCAGCAAGCAGGUGGCUUUGCUACCAACAACCGUGCUACUGACUUAGGUACUGGUCCCAAUCCCACAGAAACCUUGAGGAGAGUUCAUCCCCAUGUCAGCAGGACAAUCACAACAGCUGAUCCGUUCUACCGUGACUCCCCACAUGACCGCCGUUUCACUGCUCUCCACCAGACAACAGUGCCCAACUAA
Eublepharis macularius is the source of this 819-nucleotide messenger RNA. Its product is annotated as protein phosphatase 1 regulatory subunit 32-like. The record is from RefSeq and is a predicted model, not a curated record. The transcript has a single exon. The coding region runs from base 1 to 819 and encodes 272 amino acids. Gene Ontology annotation, molecular function: phosphatase binding. NCBI's taxonomy places the organism in Eukaryota, Metazoa, Chordata, Lepidosauria, Squamata, Eublepharidae.